Molecule: messenger RNA, 2290 nt
Organism: Caenorhabditis auriculariae
Lineage: Eukaryota; Metazoa; Nematoda; Chromadorea; Rhabditida; Rhabditidae
Source: the annotation of a GenBank genome assembly
AUGAAUAGACCGAUUAGGUUACUUGGUCUCUAAAUCAUUCAACACAAUGGGUAAAGUUUGAAAAAACGAAAAUUGAAGAAUUAUUUCUAUUGAGGAAUUUGAAAAAAAGCGUUUGGCGCAAAGAAAGUAGAGCGCGAAUGCUCACUUUUAAAUUUUCACAGAAUUUCUGGAAAAGCGAGCUUUUGUUUCGAAUUUCAUUUCAUUAAAUGAGAAAGAAGGCAAUGUCCAUGAAAAUUUACAUGGGAGGAAGCUCUGAAAAAUUCCAGUAAACAACAAUAAUCAAUUUUUUCUAAAAAAUUAAAAUUGGAAUGACCUUUGGAUUAUGCUAUUUAAAAAGCUAUUCCUUUGAACUUUUUCAAUUCUACGAAACUGAUAAAAAAAUCGAAAAAAACAAAAAAAGCGUGAAGUCGUAGGAAAGCAGCGUCCCUACUUUAUUUCGACAUCGCUGAAGGAAGCGAGCUCGUCAGCUUCUUCUACCAAGAAGUUUGUAUUUUAGCAUGGAAGGUUUACAGUUUCUUGUUUAACUUUCGAUGAAAUUUGGUCGAAGUUUAUUCCAGGACCUUCUUGUUACAGAAAAUUUUUUUUAUUUUUUCGUUUUUUCAACACUUCCUCAUUCCUCAAAAUUUCCGUUUCUCAUCGAGACGAGAUCUCGCACAACUCUGUUUCUGAAUAAGGAGUUCCUCCAUUUGCCAAGCUUCAUUAAAAGUCAAACAGGGUCCAAAGAAGUUUCCUUUUGAGCUUCAAAUUGAUUUAACGGCCACUCCUUUUCUUCAGAUGUGGUUUUGGCUUCUCAACGUUGCAUCUCUAACCACGCUAUCAAUCUCGAUCGUCACAUUUUGUGGCAAAAAGUCUUCGAACGGAAAAGGCGCUGAUAAAGUUAGUUUUCCCAAAUCGAAGUGUGACUUUUACGCGCUAAUUUGAAAUAGUUUCAAAGUUCAAAGAACACACGUCAUUUUGCAGUUUCACGAUGACUUUCCAUUUUUUUUUUCUAUGAAACAAAAAACUGUUUCAUACAAAAGCGCAUAAAAAAAAAAGAUGAAACUUCUUUGAGAAAAGUGAAAACUUAUAUGAACAACUUAACUAAGAAAACUACCGGCUUUCAAGUACAGAGACGACCUUGAAGUUUUUUUUACACCUGGUCCAUUUUAAAAACUCAGAGCGGAUAUGUUUCCCUUCAAACCAAAGAAUGGUCAAAGAUGUAUAUUUGAUAGAAAAUGAAAAACUGUAUGAAGAUGGGCUUCAUAGAAACAAAAUAAGAUGUCAAUUCGAGAGAAGCUAAGAAAAAUCUUAAUUUUUUUCCUUAAGUUUUCUCUCUACUUCAAACCGAACUUCUUUUUCUUAAACAAUAAAUGAUCCAAAUUCGGCAUCACUCGUGUAAAAUCAGCGGUGGUAUGAAAAAAACACCAGCGAAAAAUCAAACGGCGAUUUUUCCGAUUUUUUCAUAUCGCUAGGGAACUUUCCGACGGACACAUUUCCGACGAAACUUUUUCCGACUUUUUUUCUCGAUAAACUCUUCGUUUUCAAAUAUUCCUAUAUAAAGUAGGUAGUUGGUCCAUGAUUAAAACACAAAGAAACAGGAAUAAAAAAAUGUGAAUAGAUGUUUUACAAACCGAAAAAAAUAAGGGAAAAAAGUCGGAAAGAGAUCCGUCGGAAAGUUCCCGAGCGAUAUGAAAAAAUCGGAAAAGUCGCCGUUUGAAUUUUCGCUGGUGUUUUUUUCAUACCACCAAAUCAGCACAUAUUGGAAGCCGCUACUUUGAAUUUACAUCAAAUUACAGACAUCUAUGUCUGUCGUAUCGACGCCUUCUGCAGCCGCCGCUCCGGCAAAGGAAAAAAGCGUUGAAAAGACGAAGAAUGCGACACCAGUGAACUUUUUUGAUCACUUCUCAAAUUAAAAAAAAGAAGUUUAAAUCCCUUUCAUUUCCAGACAAAGCCUCAAUCCGAGAAAAAGUCAAAGAAGUCGACGAAAUCAAAGAAAGAGGACAAGGACGACAAGGGCGAUAAGGGCGAAAAGGAUGCCGAUGCUGCUGCUGGUGCUUCUGACAAGAAAAAGGAUAAGGAAAAGGAUAAGAAGACCUCUACGGUGAGCAAUGAUAAAUUCGUGUUAGAUGAUAGAUGAUGUUUUUCCUGAGACCCUUCUUCAACUAAAACAUUAAUUGAAAAUUCAUUAUCUUCUUUUUUUUAGUCGACUGGAGAAGGCGGAGAAGGUGGCUACGGAGGAUAUGAGAACUGCGCGGAUCUGACGCCUGAAGAACUGCAAAAAAUCGCGAACGCCCCCAACCCGCCUGCUUAG